This is a messenger RNA of Linum trigynum, 1933 nucleotides long. NCBI's taxonomy places the organism in Eukaryota, Viridiplantae, Streptophyta, Magnoliopsida, Malpighiales, Linaceae. The record is from the annotation of a GenBank genome assembly.
GGAAAUUUCUUCAAAUAAAUAAAUAGAGGGAUGUGCAUCUCUGGAUGACAGAAAGAAAACAAGCCGUUCCAGUUCCAGCGGCGUUAAUCAAUCCAAAGUCCAAACUAUGGCGCCCCGGAAUCUGCGUUUUCUCCCUUGCUCCUCCUCCUCCUCCUCGGCAUGGGAACUGCAUAGAGUCCCAAACCCUCCGUCUCCUUCCAGCAGCAUCAGCAAACUGGGAGGCGAUCUCCUCUUAGAAGUUGUAAUUCGCGUUCCGGACCCGAGGUCCGCCUUCCGCUGCAAACUGGUCUGCAAGCGGUGGAACUCUCUGAUCUCAGAUCCCUAUUUCAACCGCCGUUUCGUCUCCCAUCACCAGAGGAUGAACGAAGGAUACCCAUCGCUGCUUAUUCGCUCAAGGGAUCGCGAAUCCGUUAUCCUGAGCUUCCUCCCCUUGCCUUGUUGUUUUUCCAAAGCGCCUUUCCGUGUUUUUGAUUGCUUCAAGGACUUGGUUCUAUGCGGGAUGUGGGUCUGUGAUCCCGGAAUGGGCAGGUCUUGGUUUGUCUGCAAUCCGUUUACCAAGCAAUGGGUUGCCCUUCCUUUAAUGCCUAAACGGUCGCGGAAGGAACGUGCUGGAAUGGUUGCGAGGUUAGUUUGUGAACCUCGUUCUAAUCCCGAGCUUGAUCUUGGAGAUGGCCAAGUAUUUGUUCAUUCCGAGUAUCGGUUUCGGGUGGUGUGUAUGUAUAAAGAGGGUGGGGGAGGGGAUGGGAUGUCUACAAAACUAGACGUGUUUUGUUCCGAGUCUGGAGCCUGGACCGAGGGGGCUUUUGUCCUUGACAGUAAAUAUAGUACCUAUCUUGAUCAAGUAGUUUCGUGCAACGGCAGGUUCUUUUGCUAUGCCUCGGAAUCUGCUGCAAUUCCUCCAAUUCUUGGCAUUGAUCCUUUCCGCCUCGAUAGACCUCCAUACCGUGUGGAUAAUCAUCCUGGAUUUUCAUGGGAACAUUUUGAUAUCUCAAUCUCGCAAGGCGUUUUGCACAUAGCUCGACUUGCUCACAACUCUGCUGCACCUCCCUUGUUGACUGUUUGGAGACAGGAAGAGGACGACGACCACCAACAUAUAUCUUGGAGUGAAGUAUAUCAAGUGUCGUUGAAAGAGCCGUCAAAACCAUGUAAUUACAGUCGUGAACGUUGCUACUUUGCCUGCUUGCAUCCAGACGACCCGGAAAUUGUCUUCUUGUAUAAUGACUUCGACGUUAUAUUGUAUCACGAUGUGAGGACGGGGGAGGAAGGCGUCUUUGAUGAUGAAUAUUCACAUCCCUGGCGGCUGUUCCAGCCUAGGAUAUCCUGCUGGCCUACCCCAAUUCCAAACUACGAAAAACUCCGAGCUGCAUACGAUGCCUGUUGUGUUCAUCACACCAGACGCCAAGCUGCUCGUCCUGCUCUGCCCCUCAGAAUCUAAGUUUGUAUGUAGACAUUCUUUUCUUUUGUCUGUUAGGGUUUAUUUAGGAGAAGUUUGCUUGGAACUAGGAAUGUUAAGAGCGUUUUUCAGUUGAAGCAGAACAGAGCAGUCGUAGCUAGCUUAUAUUCUAAACUGUAAUGAAGCUGAGUGAGGGGCGCUUAAUGUCUCUCCUUUCAUUUUGUUUCUAUUGUUCGGUUUUUAUCAAUAUAUAUGCUUCCUUCUUGGCUCUCAUUUAUUGGUACUACAAUUAGUUUGUGCAGCAGUGCAUAAACUCCAUCAUCAUCUGCCAGCAACUCAAUGGCCUUCUGUCCAGCCAUUUCAGCAACAUCCCAGUUCCCAUGUAUACUUUCUGAAUCGCUUUAGGGAGAUACUCUGAAAUUUGACAGUGUUUUUCCGUGAAAUGACAGGAUACUGUUCUAUGUAAAUUUAAGGUUUUUCUUCAUCAGUAUUCUUCCUCUUUCUAUUCCAAAUAGUUAGUAAUGAAAUUGUAAUCAACAA